Mercurialis annua (annual mercury) is the source of this 1334-nucleotide messenger RNA. Its product is annotated as probable trehalose-phosphate phosphatase C. The record is from RefSeq and is a predicted model, not a curated record. Gene Ontology annotation, biological process: trehalose biosynthetic process. Lineage: Eukaryota; Viridiplantae; Streptophyta; Magnoliopsida; Malpighiales; Euphorbiaceae. The coding region runs from base 82 to 1188 and encodes 368 amino acids. The transcript has 11 exons. Gene Ontology annotation, molecular function: trehalose-phosphatase activity.
UCUGUCGCAUAUCAUCUCCACUACUCUCUCUGUUUCCUAUCCCCUGCUCUCACACUCUCUUCUUCUUCUCCAAGAAAAGAAAUGACAAACCAGAAUGUGGUAUCUGCCGACGACAAACCACGUGUCGACAUAAGAAUCAGAGUUCUCUUACCCAAAUCUCUGUUCCCACCAACUGAUCAUAUGAUGAAUCCGCACCCAUCCCCUAAUUCUCCUAAACUUUCAAGAAAGCCCCUCAUAUUACCAGAGCCUAAACCUAAUUCUUGGAUUGAUUCCAUGAGAGAUUCUUCGCCCACCCGUGUUAAAUCCACUUUAACUGAAGCAGAGGAGAAAAAUUCUUGGAUUGUUAGUCAUCCAUCAGCUUUGAACAUGUUUGAGGAAAUAGUGAAUGCAUCAAAAGGAAAACAGAUUGUUAUGUUUCUUGAUUAUGACGGUACACUUUCUCCCAUUGUUGAAGACCCUGAUCGAGCAUUCAUGACUAAUGAAAUGAGAGACGCGGUUAGAGACUCUGCUAGGUAUUUUCCUACUGCAAUAGUUACUGGAAGGUGUAGAGACAAGGUCUACAGUUUUGUGAAAUUAGCAGGGCUUUACUAUGCUGGUAGCCAUGGCAUGGACAUAAAGGGGCCAUCACCUAGAACUCGCAAAUACAAAAAGAACAACCAGUCUGUACUAUUUCAACCUGCCAGUCAAUUUUUGCCUAUGAUUGAUGAGGUGUACAAAGUUCUGAUAGAGAAAACAAAAUGUAUCCCUGGAGCUGCAGUGGAAAAUAACAAAUUUUGUUUAUCCGUGCAUUUCAGACGUGUUGACGAAAAGAUGUGGGCUUCAUUAAUUGAAGAAGUAAGAUCUGUAAUGAACGAUUAUCCAAAGCUUAAACUAACUCAAGGGAGGAAGGUUUUAGAGAUCCGACCAACUAUUAAAUGGGACAAGGGCAAAGCUCUUGAAUUCUUGUUAGAAUCACUUGGAUAUGCCAACUCUAAUGAUGUUUUACCUGUCUAUAUUGGGGACGAUCGCACCGACGAGGAUGCAUUCAAGGUUUUACGCGACAGGGGACAAGGGUUUGGGAUUUUAGUGUCUAAAUUUCCAAGGGAAACAAAUGCCUCUUAUUCUUUGCAAGAGCCAGCUGAGGUUAAAGACUUCUUGCGGCGUUUGGUAGAGUGGAAGAAAAAUAGUUUGCGAGGAGAAGCAAUGUAGGGUUUAAAAGUUAACAAGAGAUUAAUUAUGUUAAAUUCCUCUAUAUUAACGAAAUAUGAUGUAUUUUUCUUGUUUAGAUAUUGUAAAAUUAAUUAAUGAUAAUCAAAAGAAAUGGAAUACAAGCAUUCCAUAAUUUUCGAUUAUUA